Molecule: messenger RNA, 7331 nt
Organism: Acipenser ruthenus (sterlet)
Lineage: Eukaryota; Metazoa; Chordata; Actinopteri; Acipenseriformes; Acipenseridae
Product: single-minded homolog 2-like
Exons: 11
Coding region: 1568-3847 (759 amino acids)
Biological process (GO): regulation of transcription by RNA polymerase II
Molecular function (GO): RNA polymerase II transcription regulatory region sequence-specific DNA binding; DNA-binding transcription factor activity, RNA polymerase II-specific; protein dimerization activity
Source: RefSeq, a predicted model, not a curated record
UUAGAAUCCCUUGGCUCCCCUGCGAAAGGAAUUAACAGUAACAUCUUGUUUAGAAUCCCGUUCUGUCUCCGGAUUAUCGGCCCUGGGUAAUGGAUAGGAGACGAUGUGAGCCGGUUUGGAACGAGUGGGAGUGCUGAGUGUGGACGAACUCUGCACCGCUUACCUUCUUUAGCGACUGAUUGCGCUGCAAGCGACCCUGGUUAUUGAAUUGGAAGGAUGAACACCAGCAAAUGACAUGUGUGCGCGUUUUUGAAUCCAGGCGCUGCAGUUCAGUUUUGCAGGUGAAGUGCUCGAUUCAAAUACAGAUAGCUGCAUGGUAUCGUCCAGGGUUCCAGUUAUGGUCGAUUCUCAUUGAGGAGGGAACAGAGACUGGAUUGGACCCAGAAUAAGGGGAAAUAAAUGAGGGACACGGACUGCAAAUCAACGCACCCUCUGCCCGUAACCACUGAGGGUCUUUCUUUUGUGCAUGAAUAUAAAUCAGAUUGAGUCCGGUUUGGAACACCAGCGCAUGGAUGUCUACCAACCCAUUGUGUCCUUCUGCAACUAUCGGCUACAGAAGGAACGAUCGACAUAUGUGUAGCAGGAUAUCGCAUCCUUUACUACUGGAAGCGGAGGGUUGCUGAAGGAAUUCCACGCAAAGCGAUUUAAAUCCUUAGGCUGCACGGCGCUAUGCCUCGGGACCUGUAGCAUCGUGACUCAUUCUCCAGCAUAUAGGUUAAAAGAUUUCAACUCAAGUGGAAUUAAAAUAGUUUUGCUUCAGCUCCAUGCAAAUUUACAUACUAGGCAGGCGCUGGUGAAAGGGAAAUAUCGACCCCCUACACUAAACCAUGGCCUAAGGAAACUUUAAUAUCGAGGUCAUCUGCUUUAAACGCGCCUCGUUUUACAAAUCCAGGACACUUUGUAAUGCGGGGCAUAUAUUAUACCAGGAUUGUAUACUCUGGAAUGUUAAAACCGACUAUUAUAUAGAACAUCAAAUGCAUACAGGCUAUAGCUACCACUUAUAUUUAACGCAGGUCUAAUACAAUGAUAACGUUAAUGUAGACUAAUGUAAAAAUAAACUCAAAUACCUUUCAGUUUUUUUUAAAUUACUAUUGUACAAUAUGAUGCCUGGAUUUUUAGCGCUUUCGUGCUGCCCUGUGUUGAAUGAAUCAACAGUGUUCUAUAGGUUUUCAUAAGAAAAGGGGAUUUUUCAAGACAAUUUGAUUUUGAUCUUAUGUUAAGCAGUUUUAAUGCCCCCGCUGUUUACCACAUUGUCUCUCUCGUUUAUUGAUAAAGGUGUUUUGGAUGCGAAUCCGCCAGACUGUUGCACGAGCCCGUUCAGAAUUCUGGGUGCCUUAUUCAAGCAAAAUAUGACAGGGUUGAAACCUGAGAUUUUAAUGAUGACUUUUACCGUUAAACGGAACAACUUUCCGCUUCACAGGAAAACAAACCCCGGUCCUAUAUAUUUGCUGAAUUGAAAAAAAGGGGAGAUUAUUAUUAUUAUUAUUAUUAUUAUUAUUAUUAUUAUUAUUAUUAUUAUUAUUAUUAUUUAUUAUGCCAGAGCCAUUGUUUUUCAAAAGCGUCAGAGAUGAAGGAAAAGUCUAAGAAUGCUGCGAAGACGAGACGAGAAAAAGAAAAUGGAGAAUUCUAUGAACUGGCGAAGUUAUUACCUUUGCCUUCAGCCAUUACAUCCCAGCUGGAUAAAGCUUCCAUUAUCAGGCUGACAACGAGUUACCUGAAGAUGAGGGCCGUCUUUCCAGAGGGGUUAGGAGAUGCAUGGGGGCAGCCGAGUCGCAUGAGUCCCUUGGACAACAUGGCUAAAGAACUGGGGUCCCACCUACUUCAGACUUUAGACGGCUUUGUGUUUGUUGUAGCAUCUGACGGCAAAAUCAUGUACAUCUCAGAAACUGCCUCUGUCCAUUUGGGUCUGUCCCAGGUUGAGUUGACUGGAAACAGUAUUUACGAGUACAUCCAUCCCUCUGAUCACGAUGAGAUGACCGCUGUGUUGACUGCCCACCAGCCCCUGCACCCUCAUCUACUGCAAGAGUAUGAAAUGGAGCGGUCGUUCUUCCUCCGGAUGAAGUGUGUCCUGGCCAAAAGGAACGCAGGCCUUACCUGUGGAGGCUACAAGGUCAUUCACUGCAGUGGCUACCUAAAGAUCCGGCAGUACCUGAUGGACAUGUCUCUCUAUGACUCCUGCUACCAGAUCGUGGGGCUGGUGGCUGUGGGGCACUCCUUGCCCCCCAGUGCCAUCACUGAGAUUAAACUGCACAGCAACAUGUUCAUGUUCAGAGCCAGCCUGGAUCUCAAGCUCAUAUUCCUGGAUUCAAGAGUAGCUGAAUUAACUGGACACGAACCCCAGGACUUGAUUGAGAAGACCUUGUAUCAUCAUGUUCAUGGAUGUGAUGUCUUCCACUUAAGAUAUUCCCAUCACCUAUUGCUGGUAAAAGGUCAGGUCACCACCAAGUACUACAGGCUGCUGUCGAAGCACGGUGGCUGGGUGUGGGUCCAGAGCUACGCCACCAUCGUACACAACAGCCGCUCAUCCAGACCUCACUGUAUAGUGAGUGUCAAUUACGUCUUGACGGAUAUCGAGUACAAGGAGCUCCAGCUCUCCCAAGAUCAGUCUGCAGCCUCCAAGUCUUCAUUCACCUACAGGACCUCCCUGACUGCCUCACAGGACUCACGCAAACAACUCAAAUCCAAAUCCAUUAAACUGAAAACUAAACUAAAAACAGCUCCCUACCCACAGCAAUACAGUUCAUUUCACACAGACAAACUGGAAUGCAGCCAGACUAGUAACUGGAAGGAAAGCCCAACGUAUAGCAACACCCCACCCCAAGAGCACAGCUGCCACUCGGAGAACAGUGAAGUGCUCCACACGCCCCCGUACGGCCUAGCCUUCCCCUACCCUUACGCACACCUCCCUGGGGAAUCUCAAGUGCUGGGUGGAAAGAAGCAGAGCUUUCCCUCCAAGGUGAGACAGCCCCAGGGAUCUCCUUGUGAGGUGGCCAGGCACUACCUGAGCCCCCUGCAGCCCAGAGGAGAGGUCCGCUGGAACUAUGCAAACUCCUGCAUGGCUCGGUCCACCGCAAAAACACAUCACCACAGCCAGGCAAUCAGCGGAACACACCACGCUCCAGGGCCCAUGGCAAACAGAAGAUACAGCAACGAAGCAAUAUCUGAAGGCUUUUCCAGCUGCUCAACCUCCAGACCUAACAGCAGGUUCAAGGAAGAACCUUACGAGCAUAACACGGUUGGCCAGGACAAAAUAGAAUCCAGGCUGCACACCCCUCAACAGAUCACUAAAGAAGAAAGCAAGAUGCCGUUCACCCUUGACCCAGAAGACACCCUGGGCUGCAGUGAAAAGCCUUUCCCUGAGCCUCUCAUGCUCAAUAAGUCAAACUGUGACCCCCCAAAACAGCUGAACCAACUGAACCAGCACCUGCCCAUGCAGGCGGUAUUCGAACAGACCAGGAGGCUCUGUAUGAAAGAGUCUCAGUACGGGCACCAUGGCAACCACGGGGCUUUAGAGCAAAUGGACAAUGGUGACCGGGAAACCCCAAAGCUAAUCGACCAAGAGAAUGCUGAUGAGCAGAAGAUGUUCAUGGGCAUGGGGAUGGCCGGGCAAGCCCCCUACGUGUCUCUGAACUUCCAUCAUGUUUUAGCCAAGCAUGGCUCCUUCCAGGGGCCACCGUAUGCACUAGCGGGCCAUAUAACGGAAAAUUACAGCUACCGAGCGGAAGAGAAUAACCAGUACAUUUACAAAAACCAAAGCCCUGCUUCUAGUUCUUCACCAGAGACCCACAGAGAAACAGGAAUCCCACAUUAUAUUGGGACAUCUGUGAUUAUAACUAACGAAAGGUGACGCAGCCCCUUCACGGGAAGAAACUAGAAGAACAUAAGAGUCAGGACUUUAGUUCAGGAGCAUAACAGGGUCACUAUCAGUCCACACUGCAGCAUAUGAUAGUGCUUUUAACUGUGGAACAUUGUAGUGUCUGUGGAUGACUGAUUUGUUUCAUGAUGUGCGAAUAUCAUACCCUUAGCCCUUUCACCCUGAGUCAGAAUGGAAACUUAGGUUAAAUGCUUGAAUAUUUUUUAAAAUCUCUUUAGAAGUGAAUGUAUUUAAUAGAAUGCUGAAUCCUGAAUCUAACAGGUAUAAUAGCAUAAAGCCUGGAGUACUAAUGUAACAGUACACUUACUCUUAAAUGGUUUGCAAGUGCGCCUGAUGUAAAACGAUUCAUUUAAUACCUUCAUUUGAUAGAUUCUAAUUUGGGAAACUCAUUUUCUGCACUGGGUCCCACAACAUUUAAGUGUAACAGUGUCAAGUAAUCAUAGAGCAUUUACCAAUGACUGUCCUAAAGUGCACGAUCGUGGGCCAGCACGCAGUAAUACAGGGACAGUAAAUUGUGACAUUUUCCAUUUCCAGAUAAGCUGUAGUAGAGUGGUAAUUUGGAGCUCUUAAGAAAAUAGCACAAACAAUAUUUUAACUAAAAAAGCGCCUGAAUUAUGUCUUGAUACCGACAAUGCCAAAAUAAACCACAGAUUUGUAGCAAGUUAAAAGUGUUUGUAACAUGGACUAUAAAGGACCAGCACAUAAGUUACUUAAAUGUAAUAUUCUACAAAAGUGAAGCAUUUAAGACUGGGACAGUACAGUAUGGGUUGGAAAUAACCAAUCAUGUUCUGGACCCAAGUUCCAUUGUGAUUCACCUAUAAUUCGUUCCAGCGUUACAUUUUAAAACACAUGUGGGUAACGCUUUAUAUCAAGUAUCUCUAAUUACAUUGUAAUAACACUUUUAUAUAUACACGCGAUUACAUAGUAAUUACAUUGUGAUUACACUGUAAAAAUACACAACCAUGUGUAUAAAUAGUCUAAUUACAAAAUAUGUUAACUGACGCCAAUAAUAAAGCAUGUCUUUACAUAGUAACUACACAACUAUAUGUGUAAUUACUGUGUUACCAGUGUAAUUAGUGUAGUAAGAUAUACUGUAUAAUGUAAAGUGUUACCCAUGUGUGAAAGCGCUUUUUUUUCUCAACAGCAAAAUAGGAUGCAGUUGCACACUACAAGGGAUAAAUCUCAGUAAUUAUGUGUUUAAAAAAAAAAAGGUCAUCAGCACUUUUGGAAUUCUUUAUUCAAAUUUCAAUAUUCAUUGUUAAAUAAUGCCACCAUCGUCUCUCGUCUCCCCAGUGAAAAUGCUUAUCAAUCAUCUAAUUGAAGUGUCACCGUAUGAAAUGCUAUAUGCCAUUUUUACUCGUGUGACAUGCAAUUACACUUUUUUUUAAAAUGUGUAACAGAAACAUGUUUAAACAGAAGUUUAAUACAUGCUGCAACAUGAUUGUAUUUCAUUUAAAAUGAUCAGUAGUAGAAUGCAGUACUGUAUAAAAGGUUGUGCUGUUAAGUGCAAGCCAGCCAACAGCUAUCAUAGUCUGUGCCCAGAGUUUAAAAGCAAGAAAGCCAAAGGUCAUGACUGAAAUUCUAUACAAACCAAUGCGGUUCCUCUUUAUGCUAAUCAACAGUUAUGCGUACAUUUUUUUUUGGUAAAUGCAAUGUGCUUUAUGUUUCACAUUAACAUGCCAUUGCAAUUUAGAAAUAAAUAUCAAGAAAACUGAUGCUUUUGAUUAUAUCCUCUGCAUUCCUUAGUGGAAAUGGACAUUCAAAAUCAAUAUAAAAACCCAAGCCUUCUCUAGCCUGGCAAUUAACUACAAAUUAAAAGAAGUUCUAACUUAGGUUCUAGUAACAAUUUGCAGCCCUUCUGUUGAAGACAGUCACACUGUUUGCUCUGUUUAUUUAUGUUAAUACCCAUUUAAUGCAAAACUUUUGCAUUAAAACACACUUGUAUAACCAGCCACUGAAACAAUGACACAAAUAACUGAAAUAGCAAAGCGAACAUAAUGCCAGUACACUCAAACCAGAAAGAAAACAUAUUUGCCGGUUUUGAUGGAAAGCAAUAAGUAGACUUGACUAAACCAAAGCAGGGACCUUUUUCCUUGAGUACAGCCAUAAAUUCAUUCUGCUUAUUUCCUAGUUUGCUGUUAAACACCUGAUCAUCGUUAUUGCGAUGUACAAAGCAUUGUUUUAAACUAUAUUGAAAUCCAGAAAUUGUUGGGUGUUAACAGUAAGCGUAUCUCUUAAUAUGUACAAGGUUUCAUAUGAGCAUGUGCUUGUUUUUUGUUAAGGAGAACCCUUUACUUUUGUUACUACACAUAGGUAGUUUAAAUGCAAGUUCCACAGAACAGUGGCUAUGGAUAGACGCCUGCGUGAUGCAUAUUUCAUUUACACUUUCGAAGGCCUUGAGCGUUGAUUUUUUUCUCAUUAUUAUUAUUUCUGUAACGCUUGCCAAAUAACUCCAUUGUAAAUGUAAGCGUGUUUGUUGUAUUUUUUUUUUUUAAUAUGACAAACAUGUACUGUAUGGUAUGUAUUUAUUCCUGUAAAAUACAUAGCAGCUUGCUUAUUUAUUAUGUAAAACAGAUUUCUUAACACAUAAUAAAACAAUACUACUUCCAAAAAAAAGUAGUAGUAAAAAAAAAAAAAAAAAAAAAACAUGAUACAGUAAAUCUUCUUAUUAUUAAUGUAUUGGAUUUAUAAUGGCUAUGUUCAAUCUAGUUACACUACAGAGGCUAUAAAAAGCAGUAAAUGGCCAAUUCUGUGCAAUCUGUGGUUGAGCAAUGGCUAUGGAAGAACUCAAGUAGCGCACAGCAACAAUUAAAAAAAAAUAAUAAUAAAAGGGAUCUUGCUGAGAUUUAAUUUUAGGGAAGGUGACGGGAAAGGUUGAAGCAUGCGAGUGCAGAUGAGAGGGGGCCUCUUGAGAAGUAAGAUGAAAAUUCAGUAUUAUGCAGCUUAUAUUAACAGACAGACACGUCUGUAUAGAUUUCUUAUGACCCGGGAGACCCUGCAUCUAAAUUCUUUAAUAGGAUAUUGAGAUGGAAGUUUAUAGAUCAGUAGAUAAGCUAUUUGCGUAAUGAAUUGCUGCUGUUAUAGAGGGGCUUGGGAAACACUUAUAACCUGCAACUGCUAUAGCUUGAGCCCUGCAAGUACUGCUGCCUCUAAGCAUGCUUUCAGUUUGUUGUUCAGAAAGUAAAAGCAGUAUUGGCCAUUGUGUCCUGACUGGAGUUUACAGCUAUGGCCAAAUGUUUUGCAUCAUCCUCUAGAAUUAACUAAUUUUGCUUUAUAAAGUCAAAUGAAACCUGCUGAAUAAAGUUACAUUAACAUAUUGAAUUACAUACCGCUUUGUAGUUUUCCCAUAGAGACAAAAAUUGAAAAAUGUGACAUUUUGACAUCGAACAUGAAAUACUGUACUACUAUCAUGGCUUGCGGUGGACUUUUGCAAUAUUUUAGUUGAUUACAUGAUGUU